AUGCCCGCCAAAUUCGCUCGCUCAGGCCUUUACCCCGCCUUCGGUGUCACCGCCCCCUUCGACCCCGCCCACGAGCUCGUGACGUCCUACUGCUUGCCCCCCGUCGCGCUCGCCGCCCUCCGGCUCUCAAUCGGCACCUAUGCAGCCUUCGCCGUCAUCUUCGAGCUCGUCCGCGAAUCCGUGCGCGACCACGACGCCCAAACGUACCUCUCCUACUUCACACACCUCUCGUACAUCGGGAUCAUCGCCUACCAGUUCGCGGCGGGCGUGCAGACGCUGCUUUACGUCUUGAACCGGCGCAAGAGCUACCCCCUGCAGCGUUGGCCACGCUUCCUGCAGUUCCUCCAUCGGCUGCUCUUCGCGACCAUCACUUCGUUUCCCAUCGUGGUGACCGCAGUAUUUUGGGCUCUCCUUGCCGAUGCGCAGACGCUUGGGACGACAUAUUCGAGAUGGGACAACAUCUCGGUGCACGCGAUGAACUCCGUGUUCCUCCUCGUUGAGGUCCUCCUCACCAACAUGCCCCCAAGCCCAUGGACCCACCUCCCCAUCUGCAUCGUCCUCCUCGGGGGUUACCUCGGCGUCGCGUACAUUACCCACGCGACGCAGGGCUUCUACUCCUACUCCUUCCUCGACCCCGCGAAGGAGCACGCGAUGCUGGCGGCGUACAUCGUCGGCAUCGCCGUUGCAGAGUGCGUCGCCUUCGCGCUCGUCCAGGGCCUCACCCUCCUCCGUCUUCGCCUCACCAAAGGACGCGCCGGGACACGCCCGGGCUCUGCGCUCAGCGGCCGCGCGCCCACGGAAGACUGGGAAGAGGUGGAGCCCCCAUCCCCCGCCGGGCAUGCCGUGUAG
Epithele typhae is the source of this 849-nucleotide messenger RNA. RefSeq lists its product as uncharacterized. The coding region runs from base 1 to 849 and encodes 282 amino acids. The transcript has 5 exons. The record is from RefSeq and is a predicted model, not a curated record. Gene Ontology annotation, cellular component: membrane. NCBI's taxonomy places the organism in Eukaryota, Fungi, Basidiomycota, Agaricomycetes, Polyporales, Epitheliaceae.